AUGCCCUACAAGACUCCCUCCAGAAGGGGGGCGUCCGCCCAAAAGCCGUUUACACCUCGCAAGCGAGGUCUCUUUGAAGACGGUCAAUGGCUAUGCGAGUGCACUCCGCGGAAGCCGGCUCUCUGCCUGACGGUCAAGAAGGACAGCCCGAACAAGGGCAAGCGGUUCUACACAUGCCAGGACAAUCCCAAGAAGUGCGACUUCUUCCUCUGGGAGGAAGAGGCAAUGAAGCGCGAGCGCGACGCCCUCCUGCUGCAUAACUGUAACUCAGAGAAUGGCGUCACCACCAGCGUGCGGGCCAAGACCCCCGAGCCCGCGCCCCCUCUGGACCUGCCUGCGCCAAAACCAGCCGCGCCGACGAUCUCCCAGUACUUCGAGAGGCCCGGAGCAUCCAAGCAGAGGAUCUUCAAAGGGCUCGACGCACCGCGCGGGAGCCACCCCUCACAGUCCAGCGACACGGACGACGAGGCCGACGCCUUGGUAGCAAGCCAGACGCUGCGCGGCUCGGUUUCGUCUAAGUCGCUGAACUCCGACGCGGCGGCGGCAGGCGCGGGCCCGGUGACGCCGACAGCGAAGCGUAAGCGCGGCGUCUUCCUCGAGGACAGCGACGAGGAGUUCGGCGGCGACGACCUCAACGACUCGGACACGGAACGGCAGCUCGCCGCCAUCACGGACGAGAGCGCGGAAGCAGCAGCGAGGCCCGGCCUGCUAAUCGGCCAGGAUGAGCGCGAGCGCUCGGCCAAGCGACAGCGGCAUGCCGGAUCGCCACCUAUACGUGCGGGUGACGACGAUGACGAGACGCAGUCACAGCCUGGGCAGGGGAAUGUGCCAGGGGACCCCGAGACGCCCACGCCCUACCGGAAGACCGACGCCCUCGCCGGGCUCAAGAACACCACCACGGCAGCCAAGACGGCAGGGAACGCAGCUCCGGCCGCGGACGACUACCCCAAGAUCACGGACGAGGUCUUCUCGCUACUGGCCCACCAGCCCGUCUCGGAGUCCACGAAGCGGACGCUCAAGGCGGCGAUGGAGCGGCACGAGAUGCGCGUCAGGGGCGUCGUGCGGGGCCGGGAGGCUGCGAGGGCGGGCGUCGCGGAGCGGGACGCCAGGAUCGGCGAGCUACAGGACCGCGUCGUAGCUCUCGAAAACGGCAGGAGAAUGGACAGGGAGAGGCUGCGGGAGCUCAGCUCGGGGCUCCUGAAGCUGAGCCAGGAGGAUUGA
This is a messenger RNA of Diaporthe citri, 1221 nucleotides long. RefSeq lists its product as uncharacterized. The record is from RefSeq and is a predicted model, not a curated record. Gene Ontology annotation, molecular function: zinc ion binding. NCBI's taxonomy places the organism in Eukaryota, Fungi, Ascomycota, Sordariomycetes, Diaporthales, Diaporthaceae. The coding region runs from base 1 to 1221 and encodes 406 amino acids. The transcript has 4 exons.